Vitrella brassicaformis is the source of this 762-nucleotide messenger RNA. NCBI's taxonomy places the organism in Eukaryota, Vitrellaceae. The record is from the annotation of a GenBank genome assembly.
CUGGAAACGAGAACUUUUUGGAUUUCUAUCUAUUUUUAUAAAUCGUGGUGAUUUCCCGGAGGCACCCCAGAGUCCCAACAAAUCGUCCUCAUUGGCUUUAGGACAUCCAUCAAUGCACACCCCUCCGCCACGCACUCUCUGGUGCCAUCUGGGAUUGGCCUUCCCUCCAGGUUUCGGAGGCAGCCAUUCAUGUGUGGCAUCGCACCGAACAAGAGGAACGCCGAUGGACUUCAUUCAUCCCCAGUAUCUUCCCCAGGUCCGUCGUUGUUGAAGGAGUCAUCAGCCUCGUCGCGCCGGUCGUCGCGCCGGUCGUCCCGAUCGUUGCGCCGGUCGUUGUCAUCAUCCCCAGUAUCUCCCCGAGGUCCGUCAGGGUCCAAGGAAUCGCCAGUAUCUCGACCGGGUCCGUUGGGAUUGAGAGAACUAUCGGCCCUGAAAGCACAAUUGCAUGCGUGACCCGAGAGUCCAUUAAUUUCCGACAUCAGGAGUUCCUGCAUGCAUGCUUACGAGUCUGGUCGUCGCAUCGCGCCGCUGCCGGAGCUGCUGCUGUCGCUGCCAAGAGAGCUCCAUCUAUUGAGCCCGGAGUAGCUCUGAGAUUGCGCUGGACGAGAGAUUGAGGAAGCGGCGUUGUUGGAGUCCGUGUUGCCUGGCCCAUUGCACCCAUCUCACCCCACAUAUACAUUUUGCAUCCAUUCUGAGGCAUCCAUAGACUUUCGAAUGACUGAAUUAAAGUCCACUCGAAUGUAUGCAAUUUUACAACCGACA